This is a messenger RNA of Oryzias melastigma (Indian medaka), 589 nucleotides long. RefSeq names its product protein broad-minded-like. Bases 296 to 529 code for a protein of 77 amino acids. NCBI's taxonomy places the organism in Eukaryota, Metazoa, Chordata, Actinopteri, Beloniformes, Adrianichthyidae. The record is from RefSeq and is a predicted model, not a curated record. The transcript has 3 exons.
CUGAGUCCUUGAUUGGUUGAUGCUCCGCGUCAAGCUCGCCUGCCUCCGAAAUCCCACUGCAACAUAUCGUGUCUUUACAUUGACUUAAAAUUUAAAUUUGACGCCUCCGCCACGCCAGCCGUGUUCGGUGUGUUUCUAAGCUUUACCAUUUUACAGUUUCUAAAGUAGUGUUUUCUUUUUUCUUCCUGAAUAGCCCUUCUUGUCCUUGGUGAACCUCCUAUCAUCCUCUCAGUCGGUGUGGGAGCUCCUGUACCAACAGCCUUUACCCAACAAAAGUGAAUACUCCCUGAGAGAAAUGCCCUCCUCCAUACCAGACUUGAUUGACAGGCUGAUUGCUGUGAAUUCAGACGUGAAGAUCCAUUCCCUGUUCCACUAUGAGCAGUCUCACACUUUUGGUUUGCGACUGCUUAAUGUGCUUUGCUGCAGUCUGGACUCCUUCCUGCUGCUGGAGAACCAGUACAACAUCUGCUCCAUGCUGCUGCAGAGUCAGAGGGACAACAUCACCGACUCUGACAUUAAUGAAGGGUAAAAAGUUUUGAUAGUCAAGGACUUCUGCUCACUGGCACAAGUUCUGAAAAAAAAAAAAAAA